This is a messenger RNA of Camelus dromedarius (Arabian camel), 6420 nucleotides long. It is a transcript of the gene FAM228A, whose product is annotated as family with sequence similarity 228 member A. The record is from RefSeq and is a predicted model, not a curated record. Lineage: Eukaryota; Metazoa; Chordata; Mammalia; Artiodactyla; Camelidae. The transcript has 7 exons.
UAGGGGAAAACCUGUUCAUUUUAGAAGUCUUGUAGUUUUUCUACAUUUAAAGAGAAAUCCACAAAAGCAUUUCCCUUGAGUUUUGGAAUAGCAACCCAAAGUAAUUUUGGCUGCUUGAGAGUUGACAUUGUGAAAAAGGCACUUGCCUGUGUGUGAUAAUUGGUUCGUUCAUUCAUUCAACCAUCCACUCACAUUCAGCAAACUGGGAGCCCAGGAGGGAGGGGACAGAGGGUGUGAUGAGAAUGUCACAGAACCUUGACAGUGAGCGCUCCUUUCUCAGGAAGGUGGGAGGAGGGAUGGCAGGACAGGCUGCCCAGGGAGCCAAUAGGUGAGCUUGUAAUGAGUCUUCACAUUUUAAACUGCCAAUCAAUAUACGCAUUAAAACUUGGGACUUGGGGCUCAGGUUUUUACUCCUGUGUAGCAGAAUUAGCCACCUUAUGUUGCUAUUGAUUUAAAAAAAUGUGUGCGUCUCUGAAGAGAGAAGUGAUUUAUUUUGCUUCUCCCCGAAAACCAAGGCAGAUCACGAUUGUGAAGACAGGAAAGUUCUUUGCGCUCUGACUUUCUGAGUAUUGUGCUGGGCAGUCAUUAUUGCUGCCUCCUUAUUCAGUGGCUGUUUUUCCCUUGCAAACAGCAUUUGGGUCAAGGUCAAGUAUGUAGGGAAGUAAAGAGGGGGAAACGAUCCCUCUGUCUAAAGUUUAUAAUCAGGUUGGGGGAGGAGAAAGCCACCUUCCUCCACGACCUCUGCAUGACUGCCCCGCCCCUCAGCACACCGAUGUUCUCACAGGCUCCCCGCAGGGGGCGCCCUUCCUCCCAGACCAGCUUAGAGUUCUGCCUUGUGUACUCUGAGCUGAUGCCUCUCAUGACCAGAUGGUCGUUGUCUGCCACUCGUCUGUUCUAGACGCAAGAUCCCUGAGGACAGGACCUCACUGGCAUGCAGCACACGGCAUCAGCAGAUGCGUAUUGACUGAUGCAGUGACACUGGGGAGCUCUGGGCAGCCCUCACUGCAGUCAGCCACGUACGGCUCAGUGAAAUACCCUAGAGUGAGGCGGGUGGCAUUUAACCUUACCCGGCUCCAUGUCACCUUAUUCCUGGGUCCUUAUACUCAGCUGCUUCGGUGUACAAUUACUGUGCCACUGUUCUGUGAUCCUCUGUUUAGAAGACAGCGAGGCACUGAUGAAGAGCAGAGAGCUAUUCUUCAGUACAAGACAGGAAAAUGAUGUACCUUAAGAGAAUUCAAAGAACUAGAGAAGGCCAGGCAGUGUGCCAGACUGCCCCGGUUCACUUCCACUCUCCGCAGCACGGUUCCAAAAGAGAAGCGCAAAGCCUGUGUGAGACCCGUGGGGAGCAAAACCCAAGUCACAUGCAGUCCCCAAAAGCUUAUCUGUGCAGAAGAGAAAUAUCCGCCUGGUAAAGAGAAAAACACUAUCAACCCAAGUCAGACUGUUUUUGAAAGGCAGUUUCACUCUUUGAAGGUCAGCCCGGAGAGUAAAAGGCAUGAGAAGAAGGGUCUGGCUUUAGGAGGCAGACAGCACAGGCCCCGAUCCUGGACGGUGGGGGAAGGCCAGCAGAGGUGGGGGUCCCAGCCCGCGGAGAGAAGAGUGAUGACAGCAGAGGUCCUGGCGCAGCACCUGGCCGCCCUGCAGCGGGGAGUCAGGUGCAGUCCCCCUGGUGCCGAAGCACACGCUCCCUCACCAGGGCACACGCCCUCCUCACAGCCACUUGGACUUUUUGAGAAGCCAUCUGACUCACAUCCUGCGAGCUCCUCUGUCCAAAUCGGACGAGAACCCUGACACAUCUAAUAAAGGAAAAAUGGCACUGGCCACAGUUCAUCCCACGAGGAAGUCCCACAGACCCAGGAAAGGGCUAUCCUGUAGCUUUGUCAUAGGUAACCCCAGAACUGGUUUUAAGCCUGCCUGACCCAUCAGUGAUAACCUUAUGCUCUGAAAGUCAGCUGGUCAGAGGCCGACUUCCUGACAUCAGCCCACACCCACCUCCAUAACCAGCACAGCCCGCUUCCCCAGGCCCUGUAGAAGAGCAGCACUUUGCUUUGCUCAGUGCAGCUGAGCCUGACCAGCCAGACCGUCCCUAAAUUAAGCAACACACACAGUUGUCUGUGUUCAGAUAUUGGUGUGUCUCUUCCUUUGACACUGUGCCGUAUUUCCUUUAUGUCUGUUUUAGCCAACUCGGUGUCCAGGAUCAAUACCUGGAAUGAUGGAUUUUUUUUCACUUGAAUAUUCUGAAUUAUGUUUUCCAGUUUUUAUUUGCUCGGUGAUUACAUUAUGACAGAAACAAGGGCUAUGGUGGAGGGACACUUGACUCCUUCCUUCCUUCCAGCUCCUAGAGAAGACCUGCUCCCUGAGAAAUCAGGGCUAAAAGACAGAUCUUUUCCCAGUUGUAUUCAUUAACCCAGGGAUCUAGUGUCUAAGACCUUAUUUUUAAUCAAUGUUCAAGGCAGAUUUCACACUUCAAAAUCUAGAGGCCGAGGAAGCAGGUCUGACAACUGUGGAUGUGGCUCUGACAGGAUUGGGGCAGGGGGAAAGGCAGGUGCUUCUGGAGCUGGAGGGGCCGAGGGGCCUGCUGCCAAGGUUUAACUCUGGUGCAUUUUCUUCAUGGCUAAGUCACCCCGAAGUUUCUACUCAACUAGGCAAGCAGAGGGGCUCACAAGGGGACAGUCUAGCUCCCACAGAGAUCAGCCAUUCUAGCCAUCAAAGAAACUGAGCCCCAGAAACAGUAGGUCAAGUGACUGGAGUCACAGAGCAAGCCAAUGGCAGUCAAGUGAGUGCUUCCCCUCCAUAUUCUGUCCUUGGUUUUUCUCCCUGUUGCAGAAAGGAAAUUUGGUUUUGUCAUAAGCAACCCCUGAAGUCACCUUUUAAAAGCCUUUCACAUAGAAAAUAAGUCAGGCUUUGAAGAAGUUACAUUCAUAAACUUAUAUUUUUAUUCUCUUUCUGUACAUAUUGGCAAUGAUAAAGCUUAAAGAUGCAUGUCCUGUGACAUACACAAAAACAAGGACUUUACAUAAAUAAUUUAUACUUCAGAAAAUUAAAGUUGAAAAAUAUUUUCCGUGUCAUUUGAGUUCACAGUAUUUAAAGGAAAUCAAGCUUUCCCCCUUAGAUUUCAGACUACAUAGCCUCAGCAGAGGAUGGUAAAAUCUAACCAGGAAUAAAAUGAUUGAGUUUGUUUUUAUUCAGUGCACAAGCAGACACUAUGUCGGUAUCAGGCUGUUCCCAGGCGGAGGCUGCAGCAUUUCUUCCAGUCCUUCACCUCCUGAGUGGCCGUGACCCAGCAGAGGUCACGUGGCAUGGAAUGGUUAGAGCAUCACCCAAACCACCCACAGUGGACACAUUCAACCAAGUGGUAACGUCUGGUGGUCUGAUGCCUCAUUUCCACGUAAUACUUUUUAUAGCCCUGAAAAUGGAAACCUUGGCAUCUAAACACAGCCGAACAUGUUAACACUAAUACAAGGCACUGUACUAUGGGGUUUGGUUUAUUUAUAGGAAGGAUCAUGUUUGCAUAGAUUGCUAGCGAUUUAGUGUGCAAUAAAAUAGAGGCCUGGCGCGCGCGGCCUUGCAAUGGGUGAAGCCGCCUGACGCUCCUCCAGCUGAGGGGCCGCGCCGGCGGUCUUCUCCAGCCCAGGCCCAGAGGGCAGACCCCUGAGGCCCCUACAGGAGAGUUUUUUGCUCAAAAAGCUGCAGGUCAAAGCGGACCCAGACCUCCCCGGUGGGGACCUCGUGCAGCAGGAGUCGGCGGGUUGUAGGGCCUUUGCUUUCCUGUUCUGUUCGAAUCUUUGCCACUGCAACUUCGGUGCGACCCAGGAAAUCUGGUGAAUAGACACGUGAGAGUCAGAAGUCUGUCUUCUUUAAAAAAAUUGUUAAAAACUACCACAGGGGGAGUAUCUGAAGCAGGAUUCAUAAAACCUUCAAAUCUAAGACAAGUAGCUUCUUCUGGUCAAGGGCUGUUGUACACUGUGAAUGGAUGUGUGCAGAAUGAGGGGUUUGUGUGAGGGAAACUGCCUCUUGGGAAUCCAAGUCUCUUUGGUUGGGGAAUGUCUCACCCCCUCAGGCGGUGCCAGGAGCACAGCGUUUCCAUUAGGGAAGCAGAGGUAACUGGGGUCAGAGACCUGAAACAAAACUGAGGCCACCCAGCCACCCCUUCCUCCUGAGAAGGUGCCCCACCUGCUGCCACUGUGAACUACUGAGGACCAUGGCCUGUGUCACUGCCCUUCAGUGUCAAGGGGCGACAACAAGUCAGAGCACCCUGGCUCCGGACCCUGGAUCCUAGAGUACAGGGGGACCUCCAGACCCCCUCCCCGAGUUAUACUUUACCAUCUGGUGAAAACUGGUCUCUGUCGAACAUGGUGAGACACAGCACAUCCUGAUAAAGAUCCUUAAUAAAGAACUGGCAGUUAAAAUUCCACUUGGGAUUUAGUGUGUCCUGGAGGGUCCUGGUGGUGUAGCUCUGGGAGCCCAUGCUGAUUUCACAGUAUGGAUUGCUCUUUCCUGAACAAAAACAGACCAGCAUGCAUGUGACAACGGGGUCUUCUUGAGCAGAAGCAGGAUCCAAACAGAUGCUUCUCCGUGGACCAGGGCAGCAGGGGCCACUGCUGGAGGGCCCGCCUCUGCCCUGUGGUCUCUGUUCCCAUUGCUGAAGCAUCAUAAACCCCAGGAGUGACCACGCAGGCUGCACCGCCAGGGCGGCUCCCCGGGGGCGUGUGUCAGAGUAGUGUGAUUUGUGCUUUCUCCACUCAGAGCACUGAGGAAGGAGGCACUGGAAGUUACUGGGAAAACAGAGUGAUGAUAAUAUUGGUCUGAUAACCAUUUUAGUGGCACUGGAAGUAUUUGUUUUCCUUUUUUUCGGAGGGGGAGGUAAUUAGGUAAUUAUUUAUUUACUUUUAUAAUAGAGGUACUGGGGACUGAACCCAGGACCUUGUGCACACACUUUACCACUGAGCUGUACCCACCCCCAACUUUUUAAACGUGUCCCAUUAUUCAAUGUUCAGAAGAGUCAUCAGCAAAGCACGAGGUAGCUACCACAUCUGCAGGAUGAAGGAAGCAUUUACCAUUUGGUUUACAGGCUUUCAGUUCCGUAGCUUCAAUGACAUGCACCAUCAGACGCCCAAUGCCUGAAGUCUUUUGAGAGCGAGCUACAAAAGAGGAAGACGAACGACAUUAAUUUCUCCUGAAAAUGCAGAUAGCACAGUGAUGAUGCUAAGCUGCAGAUACUCACAGUCUGUCUUCCAGCCAACCCCAGAACUCCCCAGUCUCACCUGUCACUGAACUGGGCCUGGCAGACAAGCACUUGGCUGCUCUGUGCCUUGGCCUGUGCCUUGGCCGUGUCACCAGCUGGGAUACCCUGCUGCCAUCUGUGUCCGUCAGCAUCCUACACAUCCUUCAAGAUGUAGAUCCAAUCUCACAUCUCAUCUCCCAGACCCCUUCCCUCCUCCGUGCAUCCAUUAUCCUUGCCUUCUGAGCGUCCCACAGCCUGCUGGGUCUGAAGUUCUGUGUCAGUCCAUGUCCUCUGCCAGGAGGGGCCGUGGCAGAGCAGAUUGUUUAUUUAAUAUCCCUGUAUUAACCCCUCAACUUCUGGCAAAUAGUAAUAUUAGUAACAUCAUAAUAUGUCACAGUCAUUCAGCACUUAAAAGCAGCUAACAUUUAUUGGAUACUUACUUUGUGUUAGGCAUGUGCUCCGCCACUACAUAUGUUACAUGACUUAAGGUACCUGUAUAACUGCUAUUCCCGUAUCUGAGAAAGCUGAGUCUUAGAAAGGACUAUGACAUGCUUACGUCACAGAGCUUCUAAAUGGCAGGGCCAGAACUUAAACAUCAGAUACCAAAGCCUAUUUUCUUAACCACUCACCAUAAUUCUAAUUAUAUGUAGACACUUCAGCUUCUAAAGUUUUACUUAAGACAUUAUUCUACUCAAGGAAGUACUCAAAACCACUUUUAAUAUGGAGAGAAGUGAGUCAGUGAACUCAGAUUAUCUUGACAAAUAUAAAGUCAGUCAGGCAGGGGAGGGGUUUAGAAACUAAACAAAAAGCUGCCUGGUGAGCGACUGAUCUUUCAAAACUCAGGGCACGUAGAACCUUCUCUAUGAGAAGUCUCUGCCCCUCCCGGCAUGGCACGUGUAUUCAGCUCCCCCUUGAAGGCAGGGCUGGGCCAUAUUCAUCUUUGUAGGCCCAGGUAAGCCCAGCACCGGGCCUGGCACAGAGUAAGUAAUCAAUAAAUGUCUAAAGAAUUGAACACGUGGAAAAUGCAUAACAAUAUGUACAGAUGUUGAUGUUAAGCAAAACUAAUACAGAAAAACUUUGAUUUAUAUCUUUGACCAAUUAAGAGAUCAUUAUGUGCUUUCUGAGAGGAUUCAAUCAUUGAUUUUUUCAAUAGCAAGCCUUUAAAGCACUAUUAAAAUAAGAUUCAAUUAGCAGAA